Paramecium sonneborni is the source of this 3044-nucleotide messenger RNA. The record is from the annotation of a GenBank genome assembly. NCBI's taxonomy places the organism in Eukaryota, Ciliophora, Oligohymenophorea, Peniculida, Parameciidae.
AUGGUUGAUCGUUGUAGUCAUCAUUAAUUACAUCCUCUUUAUAAAGAUUUCUUUCAUAUUCAUUCUACUAAGUUUAUAGCAUUAGAUAAUAGGGCUGCAUAAGUUACUGAAAUAUAGGAAGCAGUAUCAAAUUUGAAAAAUUUAUUAUCUAAAGGAUUUUAUUUCACUUAUGAGAAAUGUGAUGAUAUAGAUAGAGAAGAAUUUAUGUGGAAUAGAGGUUUAUGUAAAUAAUUUUAUACUUAAUAAAUCAAGAAUUGGGAUGUUCUUAUGAUUUAAGGAUUUAUGGAUAGUUUUUCAGUAUAUUUAGAAGGUAAAAGAGUAUAAGUUGCUUUAAUUGCUAAAAGAUCUAUUAAAGCUCCUGGAACUAGAUUAGCUUAAACUGGAGUAUAAAAAGAUGGUAGUGUAGCUAAUUUUGUUGAAACUACAUAAAUUAUUGUUGUUGCUAAUUUAAAAUGUUAAUUUAAAUAAAUUAGAGGAAGUGUUCCAGUAUUUUGGAGAGAAUCAGGAAAUCUAUUAAUGAAAAAAUUAGAAUUAUAUGGAAAUGAAUAAGAUAAUCAAAUUGGAUUUACAAGUCAUUUUAAUAAAUUAGUUUCUAAAUAUGAAAGAGUUUUAGCUAUAAAUUUAAUGAAUUAAAAUAAAUAAACUGAACAUGAUUUAAUACAGGCUUAUGAAUUAGGAAUUCAUUAGUAUUAACCAGAUAGAAUAAGAUAUUUAUAUUAUAAUUUUGAUCAAAUUACUCAAGGUGUUGAUUUCCAUAUUAUAAAUUAAGAUAUUAUUAAAAUAAGCAAUUUUAUUAAGAAUAUGUAAUUUGAUGCUUAUGAUUUAUAAACUAAUUAAAGAAAAUUAAAAUAAAGAGGAAUUGUUAGAACAAAUUGUUUAGCAUGUCUAGAUAGAACUAAUGUCUAUUAAUCAAGAAUUGCAUUAUUAAUGUUAGAAUAUUAAUUAAAAUGUAUGGGAUUAGAUUUAGAAAGAAUUUUAGGUUAAAAAGUAUUGGAAAUUAAUGAAAAUAAUACUAAAUUUCUAAAUCCAAUUAUUGUUUUAUUUAAAUAAAUGUGGGCAGAUCAUGGAGAUUAUAUAAGUUAUCAUUAUUCAGGAACUGGAUCAUUGCAUACUAAUUAAGAUAAAGGUUAAUCAUCAUUUCUAGCUAUUUUGGGUAGUGGAAUGGUACCUUUGAGUAGAUUUUAUAGAAAUAAUUUUAGUGAACAUUUAAGAUAAGAAAGUAUUCUACUCUUGCUCGGAAAUUCAAAUUAAGAAAAAAUAUAUUUAGAUAAUGAUCAAUCUUAUUUAUCAUUCACUAAAUUAGAUGCAAAUGAUCUUACCAAAAUAGGAUAUGGAAAUUUAUACUAUAUUAAUUAUAAAUUAAGCGAAGAUUAAUCUAAAUAUACUAUUUAUGCAAUUAAUGAAGAUUAAAAUAUAUAAAUUUAAUGUUUUAAAGAAACUGCCAAAAAAUAUGAAGAUGUUCUUCAAUUUCAACAUGAAUUAGAUAACAAAUUUAAAUCAGGAAUCAAAAUUAAGAAUCUUGAUAAAAAAUUAUGUUUAUUAGUUGAAUUGGGAACUUUUAAUUUAUAUUAAUUAGCUCAAAAUGAAUUUAAUGUAUUUUCUGAAAAUUAAUUGAUUUAAAUUUUACUUGACAUGGCUCUAUAAAUAAAAAUUUAUUAAUAAUAAGGUUUAUAUUUAAAUGGUAUUACUGCUAAGAAUGUUUGGUUUUAAUAUAUUAAUUAGAAUCAACAUAAAAUAUAUUUUGAUACUGUAACUUAUAUUCCAACAACUUUUAAUCAAUAUCCUACAACCAUUAAACCAGAUUAUAUGGAUCCAAUUAUAAUAUAAAAGAUAGAUUAAUAAGAAUAAGCAUUAGAACGUUAAGAAAAUCUAUAUAAUACAAAUGAUUUGAUCACUUAACAUAUAAAUAAUUUUACGAUUGAAUAGGUAUAAUAAGCUCAAAUUUGGAUUUUGGCUAGAAUAAUUUAUGUAAUUCUAUACCAUCCAUAACCUAGUUAAACAAAUAACAUAGAUAUUAUGCUACCAAAUUUGAAUUAAAUGAUAGAGAAACAAAAGUUUACAUCUUUGGCUUAAUUACUUAAGAGAAUGUUGAGAUCAGAUAUUCUAUCCCCAAUUUUAGAUAUUGAUAAACUAAUUUAAGAAGUUCAAAAAAUUAAAGAGUCUUUAAGCAAUUAACCUUCCCUGAUAAUACCUGAUAAACCUUUUAAACAAACUAAAUUUAAAGAAAAAAAACUUAGAUAAAUAGUUGAUUUAUGUAAACAUUUUAGAUGUUAUGAGUAAGGAUUAUAAAUAAUAUUUUAAUUGUAAAAAUUAUUGUAGGAUGCUUAAUUAGAAGAUAAAGUAUAAUUGGUAGCUAAUCGUUUUUUUUUUUUGAUUUAUUUAAGUAAAAUUGAAGAAGCUUUUGAAGCUAUGCUGGAAUUUUAAGAAUUACUUGAUUAAUGUAGUGAAACAGAAAUACCAAAUAUAAAGUAAAUAAUUAUUGAUACAAAUUUAUUAUUUAUGAGGAUGUUUUAAGAUGUAAAAUAUAAUCAAUAAAUAGUUUUAAUAAUUAAACUUUACGAAUUCAUAAUUAAAAGAUAUUUUACUUGAAGACCCUCCUCAAAAUAUGAUGCAUCCUUUAAAAUCAAUUUUAUAUUUGAUAUGGAGUGAAAUGUCUAUUGAGGAAGAUCUUCAAUUAAAUUAUGCUUUAAAGGCCUAAGAAUUUUAUCGUAGUUCUAAAGUAUAACAUGAAUAUCUUAAAAUAUUAAUUAACAACUAAAUCAUUAAAGGAUAUAUUAAGAAACAACAAAAAUAGAAAGCUUAAGAAUAUAUUAAAAAUACUUUGAAUAUUAUAAUUGGAGACUCUUUGGAGAAAUGUAAAUUAUAUAUCGAAUUGGCUAAAAUAGAAUUAGAGUAGUAAGAGUCAAAAUAAGCUAUAGAAUUGUAAUAAUAUUUAUUAAAAUAGUUAUGAAAACGCUAUAAAAUGUGGAAUUAAGAUAUAUAAAAAUGAUAAACAUCCUGUUAUAUUAUAAUGGCAAUAAACAUUGAAUUCAAUAAAAUAAUGA